CCCCCCCCCCCCCCCGUCCCCGGCGCCAGUGACCCCUGACCCUUGCCACCAUCGAGUAGAGAGAGCAGCAGGAUCGCGAUCAGGACCACAUGACUUACAGGCGGCCUAACGAAACCAUGGGCGUUGAUGUGCCUUCACCACCAGCCCAAAUGCGGGGAAGCAAUAAAAAGAUGCUGUCAGCCGGGAUUCAACAGACGGACAUAGUUCUUCACAAUUCUGCUGCUCAGACGAUCACCGCUACGAGGAACCGAGUGGCCAAUACUCCGCUGCGUUCCAUGCUCACAUCAUCUUCUCAGAUGCCAAAGUCGAAAGGCCACCGGCAAGGCCAAGCUUCUCCGGUUUAAGUGGUAGUGCCAAACGGAUCGGACUCGGAUAGAUCGGACAAUGCAAGGUGCAGCAACAGCGAGACUUUGCCCGGAUGUGGGCAACUAUUUCACGACAGAACCGGCCGCAGAUCCCAACGCCUGGUUCUCCGAAGACUGCCUGCGGAACCUCGUCAUCUACUCCCCUGAGGGGCGCGAGAUGGGCAAGAUCUCGUGCCUGGCCAUGAUGGGCUGCCCGGACAAGGUGGCCUGGGAGCGCCGGGGCAGGGCGUCUCCGAGAACGCGCGCCCCCCCGGAGGACAGCCCGAGGAGGAACGGCCAGCGCCGGAGGAAAGCGCCCGCGGGCACGGCGGCAGGCUGCCCGCAAGAAUUCAGACUCAACCCUUGCCCCGUGUGUGGGGUCGAACGAGCGAAGCUACUGGAAGGCCUCUCGUCACCAUUGGCCAGGUCCUGCUCCAGUGUCGAAAGCACCAAGCUUCUAGAAGGUUCUCAGACUCUGUUGGCCAGCCCUUGCUCCAAGAUGGGGCCCUGUGCUGAAAGCAUCAAACUUCUAGAAGGUUCUCAGACUCUAUUGGCCAGCCCCUGCUCUAAGAUGGGGCCUUGUGCUGAACGCACCAAACUUCUAGAAGGUUCUCAGACGCUGUUGGCCAGCCCCUGCUCCAAGAUGGAGUCGCUGUGCGGUUCUAAUGGUUCCCAUGUCUCUGCGUUCCAACCAGGGUCAGAUUCGCCGCAUCGCAGCCGAGCCGGGUCGGAAGGCCCACCGUUGGGUUUCGCCCCUCAACUAAAGGCUCGGUCGUCUUGGCUCGAGUCCGCGGGCGGCCUCCCCCCAGGGUGGACGAGGGCAAGCGAAGUAUCCCCGCCUCUCUCCGCCUCCGGCACGCGGCAACAACACUCCAACCCCGGGCAUUCCCCUCCCCACUCCCGCCCCGCUGCCAGGAAACACGCCGGGCCUCCUCAAUCCGGCUCCCAACAGGCCCCUCCCGCAUCCCGGAGGUCCACGGAAACCUCCCACCCGGCCUCCAUCUCGCCGAGGCGCUCGGAGACAGCUCAGGCUCAACCUGCCCCUGGCCCGACUAGGCCUCACUCUCGGUCCGGCCUAUCGAGUCAGGCCCAAACUCCCCGCAGAGGGUCCACGUCCACCUCCGCGUCCGCCCCGAAGCAACUCAAGGAAACAUCUCGGUCGCGGUCGGGCACGGUCCAGAUACGACAGGCCAAUUCUGGCGCAAGGACUCCCCAAUCGAGGCACGCCAAAGCAAACGGAUCUGCCGGGCUGGUGAACGCACCUCGCACCCAACCGAGCUCCGGUUUGUUGAAAUAUUCCAACCCGUACCUUCCCCACGCACACGCUAGCGCCACAAAGAACGAUGGGAAGAACGGAUCGGCCGCCGGUACAAAGCAACGUGUUCACAUAUCGCAUAACCACCGUAGCUCCGACCGACUCAGUCACCCCAAAGGAUAUCAUUACCAUGCCAAGCCCGACGACAUCAAGCAAGCCAAUGUGGAUUAUUAUAUCUCCAACAAUGAUAAGACGAGUCAAUUUUCCACCCUGGUGUCUCAGGCCAUCUACGAGCCAGUUGAACGUACCAGCGAGCCCCAAGCUGACACAAGUGCCAAACAGGUCAACAAUGGAUUCCACGUCGAUUCCCCAAUGAGGUUAAGGAACCAUGUGGAUGCCUCUCCGUCACCUUCCAAUUCCAUUGCAUUUAACCCGGGCCAGAAGUCCUCCGGUGUAGAUCCACUUUGGUUUUUCCCAGCAUCUCCAGACCCGUCUUCCUCAUACCCGGCAGGAGGGGCCUCGACACCUCCACCCUCCGAGAGCUUCACUCCGAAGCGUCUCCCCCCCGAAGCCACUGCAUCUCCCUUCGAAUUGCCCCCACUGUGGUACGCCGGAAAACCUCCAUCCCCCUCUGCCUCCGGCCCGAGCGGGGACCUUACAGGGACUAGGUCUUCCUCUGGUUACGCCCUCGUUGACGUUGGUCAACCUUCCCCCAGCGCCAGCUCCGCGCAGAAGGCGGCAGCAUCUCAAUCCCCCUCCGCCUCUGGCCUGAUUGGAAAGGCCGAACCAAUCUCACCUCCGCCAACCUCGAAUCCCACAGGACAUCCUUCCGCUUCUCCCUCUGACUCUAAUCAUGGCCAAAUAAGGAAUGGCCUCCAUUCAUCCUCCAACGUUGAUUCAACAAGUCAGGCCAAAGCCUCUGGUCAAGUGAAGCAUCUUCCAGGAUCUCUUCCCCCUCCUGCUGAUGACCCAGUGGACAACCCUGCCAUCGCUCCAUUACCCUCUGGCUCCGAUACCAGAAGACACCAGGCAACAUCUCCAGGUCUUCCCAAGUCUGGCCCCGUGGCGUCUGGGCCUCCAUCCGGGGCUGGGACCAAACGGAAUUCAUCCACAUCUCCGAUGAACUCCAGCGUAGGUUUGGUGAGGACUUCCGACUCCUCUCCGUCUCAGUCUGGGGCUGGGACCAAAAGGAAUUCUGCAACAUCUCCGAUGACCUCCAGCUCAGGUUUGGUCAAGUCCUCCGACACGUCCCCAUUUCAGUCUCAGCCUGGGACCAAAAGGAACUCUUCCACCUCGCCCAUGACCUCCAGCUCUGGGCUGGCAAAGUCUCAAAAUGGAACAGUUCCUUCCCACUCCAUGGCCGGAGCGACUAAGGAUUCCACCACAUCUCCGUACGUGUCCAGCUCCAGCCAAUCCACAUACCCCUACGGCUCCUCGUCUCGGUCUGGUGACCGGACUACAAGGGACUCCGCCACCUCUUCAACUCCCCCGAGAGUUUCCCCUAAAAAGCCUCUGGCCACGACCGAACCCGAUCACAUGAAACCCGUCGACGUGUCUCACCCUCACACCUGCCCUUGUCGAGGAGAUAAGAAGGAACUCCAUCCCCUGCACACCCUUGAUCCGGCCAUAUGUGCCAACGCAUCUCAUUCCCACUGCAGGAACUCCGAAAGACCUGUCCCCACUCCGGUGAAAUGCCACACAAUUCCCCACGAUAUUCCGUGUCCUCAACAAAGUACCAACUCAUGCCAGCCUGUUCCAUGUGUGGCACGAUGCCCACAUUAUAUAUCACGGGCAACAUCGUGUUCUAAAGCCUCCCAUUCCCACUGCAAUGGCGGCCAUUCGAGGCGCGCCGAGCCGCCGUGGCACCACCCCGCCAAGUGCCCGGCGGUACCCCACGCCAUCCCGCCAGCCCCCUCGAGGUGUUCCAACGCGUCUCAUUCUCACGGCAGUCCCUGCCCGCCCGCUCGCGGCGAGUCCUCCGGGCGCCAUCCUAACCCGUGCCCGGCGCCAAUACCCGUCUCAACCCCGGUGAACUGUUCCAACCCCUACCAUUCCCAUUGCAAUCCUAGCCCGACCAAACACAGCGGGCAGAGGGAGCCCGCCGCUGCCCACGGUCCGGCGAGAUGCCCCUUGACGGCGCAGCCCAGCCCGCGCCCGGUGACGUGUUCCAACCCCUAUCACUCUCACGCCGGCACUGGCCCGAAGAAGACCAACGAACCUUGUCCUCAUCAUAGCCCCGAUUGUGGGAAGUGCUGCCCCGCGAUCUCACCACCCCAUCCACCCCCAAACACGGUCAGAUGUUCCAACAGGUACCAUUCUCACGUCAGCCUUGCCCCGAUGUGUCACGCUUGAAUGCCGAGCAUUUCCGAUCCAACGAAGAACUAGUGAAGAUCUCCACUCUACCAUGUCAACAUAGACCAAUCUCCCUCUAUUCUAGUAAGAUGCUCUAGUUAUUCUCAGUGUCUGGUCAGAUGUCCAAUCGCAUCUCUUUCUCACUCAGUCCUUCUUGUCCGAAAUCUUCAGUGAGAUGUUCCAACAUAGCCCAGAUUUCCGUCUUUUCUACUACGAUGACCUCUUGAUAUUCAGUGUCCACGGAGAUGUCUCAUUCUCACUCGCGUCUUGGUCCACUCCAUCCAUCGUAGCCUCAUCUCCCUUGAUUCCUCUUCCAGUAAGAUGCUCUAGUUAUAUUCAAUGUCUAGUCAGAUGUUCAAAUGCAUCUCAUUCUCACUCAUGUCUUGUUGUCCUCGAUCUUCAGCGAGAUGCUCAUACAUAGACCUAUCUCUCUCUAUUCCUCUUCCAAUAAGCCGCUCUAGAGAUAUUCAGAGUCUGGUGAGAUGUUCGAAUGUAUCUCAUUCCCACUCUGGUCUUGUUCUCGAUCUUCAGUGAGAUGUUGAAAUGUAACCCAUUCUCCCUCUAGUCCUCAUCUAGUAAGCUUCCCUUGUAUCUGGUAAGAUGUUGAACGCAUCUUAUUCUCACUCUGUUGUUCUAUAUCUUCAGCGGGAUGCUCCAAUAUUGCCCAAUGUCCAUCUAUUUCUCCUUCUAGACAGAUGCUCUUGUUAUGUUCAAGGCCCAGCGAGAUGUCAACUAAGUCUUCACUAAGAUAUCCCAACGUAGCUCAAUCUCCCUCUGUUCCUCUUCUGGGACUUGGCGUCUUGGUCUAAUAAGACCUUGAAUAAUCCCAAACAUCCUCUAGACCUAGUCCGAUAUCUUACCCAUCCACAGUGAGUCUGACACAACUCUAGCGAGGCUAAUGAAACUUACUUUAAAGUACGCCCAGUCUAAUGUAAUGCAAAAUACACGCACAACCUCAGUGUCGGCACAGUUCCAUUCGAGUGCGACUACACUUGCUUCAAUUCGAUCUUCAAACUCCUGAAAGCUGCCUCGUUCCUCGCCCAGAACUAAGGGGGGGUCACAGUGCAACAAUCUUCAACUGAUGACUCGACAUCUUGGACCAAACCCCGGCCAAUUUCUAGUGACCGUCGUCCAAACCCAUUGCUUAGUUUGGCUUCAACGGCGUGAAUGUGGACUCGUUCCACGAUAGGGGCGCCGCUGGGAAUGGGUGUCCAUGGUCAGGAGAAAGGGGAUCAGAGAUGACCAAGGCAGCAUCAAUCCAAUUGCUUCAAACACAACAAACAGGCGAGGAGGGCCUUGCCUUAUUCCGUAACAAGACGCUUCCCUGUCGACUGUCUGGUAUAUAAAUUGGAUGCACCUAUAUCCUCCUCCAGGGCUUUCCUUUGUCAUCAAAAAGUGGUCAAAUCAAUAAAGAGAAAGUGGG
Molecule: messenger RNA, 5374 nt
Organism: Leucoraja erinaceus (little skate)
Lineage: Eukaryota; Metazoa; Chordata; Chondrichthyes; Rajiformes; Rajidae
Product: serine/arginine repetitive matrix protein 2-like
Exons: 4
Coding region: 385-3951 (1188 amino acids)
Source: RefSeq, a predicted model, not a curated record